Messenger RNA from Dendronephthya gigantea, 1703 nucleotides. RefSeq names its product protein SREK1IP1-like. The record is from RefSeq and is a predicted model, not a curated record. The transcript is spliced from 3 exons. NCBI's taxonomy places the organism in Eukaryota, Metazoa, Cnidaria, Anthozoa, Malacalcyonacea, Nephtheidae. The coding region runs from base 1010 to 1612 and encodes 200 amino acids.
AGUUGGCGGACCAAAAAUUAAUUACGCAUGCGCCCUACAUGUCGCAACAUGUGACAAACACUGGUGGCAACAUGGCGUCGAAAGAAGCAUCCGGGACGACAUGUACAAAAAGCAGAGGAAAAUUAUUGCCAGACGAGACUACGCGUUGUCUGAUCCAACUGUGGAGUGAAGAAAGCAUUCAAAUAUCCUUAGAUGUUUGUAAAACCUCUCGGCAAAGCUCUAAUGUUUAUAAAAAAUUGCUGGUGAGUGGUUGCUGUUUACAAUUUUUUAUACUUUGUACAUAUUUUAUCAGAACUAUCAUUGAUUUCUCAAACGUAAUUUUAACAUCAUGAUAAUACCUAAGCACUAGACGUGUUUUUAACAGCACCAAUUGGAAGGCAAAGGAUUUACGGGAUACACUUUAAAGGAAAUUAUCAACAAAAUAAAAAAGCUUCGGCAAAAAUACAAGCAGGAAAAAGAUAAGGCACGCAAAACAGGCAAUGGUGCAUCUAGGAGGUGGAAAUUCUUUGAAGAGAUUGACAGAUUUUUGAUGAAUCGUCACAAUGUCAGCCCACCAGCCGUGAUUGAUACAAUGGCAGAAGGCACACUUGAAACUGGAGGGGAAACUGAGGUCAUGGGUAAUGACGAAUUGGAUCAAAGUAUUAAGUGAAAAAAGUAAACUCCUCUCAUGCUCAUUCAUGUAAACAUCCUCAGUGUGCCUUGUUUUUCUACAAAAUCAGGUUUUCCAUUUAUUUUGUAUACAAGUUUUUAUGUUGGAGCAAUUGGAGAAGUAAAGGAAAACAAAUCUUUGCAUUGUUGACUUACAGUAUUCAAAUGAGCAAUUGAAUACCCUGAUGUUUUUAGUAAAUAUUUUUAUUGCCAUAUCAUAUAUUUUCCUUUUAUUUUUAAAGUUACUAAUUUGAUUGAAAAAUAUGGUGCCGGGGAGACCAGCCUUCGCAAGUUUAAUACAUGCAGUUACGAACAAGAAAUCAGAUCAGAAGGAACCCAUGUGUCUGAGGGUGGAUCUGUCAUGGUAUUUUAUGACGAAGACCAGUUUAAUUGUCCAAAUUGUAAUGAACUUGAUGCAUCCAAAUGCAGUGGCAAUGGAAGUGAUAAAGGCGAUGAUAGUGGUGAUGAUUAUCCAAAGAAAAAUUGUGGACUUGAUCAGUCUAAAGACAAGAGUGAAUCUGAUGAGUCUAAAGAUGAGAGUAAAUCUGAUCAGUCCAAAGAUGAGAGUAAAUCUGAUCAGUUUAAUCAAAGCGAAGAGAAAACAUCAGUUAUACCUAAGAGAAAAAAGAAAAGCAAUGUUGAAAAAAGCCUAGAAUUUGUGUUUAAAAACUUCAAAGAAUCUGCUGCAGAUGAUUUUGACAGAUAUCAGAAACUUGAGGAAGAAAGAAUUAAAAAGGAGCAUGAAUUUCGAAUGCAAGAAAUGCAGUUAGAAAAUGAAAGGCGAAAAGAAGAGAGAGAACACGAGCUAUGCAUGAUGCGUAUGCUUUUGUCUGCACAACAACCUGGCAAUGGUACAACUGCAAAUCGAUGCAGUCCGUUUUCUAUGCCCAUCGUGUAUGGCCAACAACCUUGUUUUGAGGACACACACCCAACUGGUGAUUUUUCAACAUAUUAUAAACUUUAAUGUUGAUUUGUGGACUUCAUUGGAUCUGUAUUCACGUUGAAAAACUUCCAAUAUUGUUGACAUUUUUGUUGGUUGCUUACGUAUACAAGUU